CUCGCGAUAUUUCUGGGCAAACGGGAGCCCGGGCGACCCGGGCUUCUGUGAAACAUGGCGGUCGGCUGGGACCGUAGCACAAGCAUGACUAUAUGAAAGAAGAAGAAGGUUUUCCUGAAGAUGAGGCGACUGAAUCGGAAAAAAACCUUGAAUUUGGUGAAAGAGUUGGAUGCCUUUCCGAAGGUUCCUGACAGCUAUGUAGAGACUUCAGCCAGUGGGGGUACAGUUUCUCUAAUAGCAUUUACCACUAUGGCUUUAUUAACCAUAAUGGAAUUUUCAGUAUAUCAAGAUACGUGGAUGAAGUAUGAAUAUGAAGUGGACAAGGAUUUUUCUAGCAAAUUGAGAAUCAAUAUAGAUAUUACUGUUGCCAUGAAGUGUCAAUAUGUUGGAGCAGAUGUAUUGGAUUUAGCAGAAACAAUGGUUGCAUCUGCAGAUGGUCUAGUUUAUGAACCAGUAAUAUUUGAUCUUUCACCACAGCAAAAAGAGUGGCAGAGGAUGCUGCAGGUGAUUCAGAGCAGACUGCAAGAAGAACAUUCACUUCAAGAUGUGAUAUUUAAAAGUGCAUUUAAAAGUGCAUCAACAGCCCUUCCGCCAAGGGAAGAUGAUUCAUCGCAGCCCCCUGACGCGUGCAGAAUCCGUGGUCAUCUAUAUGUCAAUAAAGUAGCAGGGAAUUUUCACAUAACUGUGGGCAAGGCAAUUCCACAUCCUCGAGGUCAUGCACAUUUGGCAGCACUUGUCAACCAUGAUUCUUACAACUUUUCUCACAGAAUAGAUCAUUUGUCUUUUGGAGAGCUUGUUCCAGGAAUUAUUAAUCCUUUAGAUGGAACUGAAAAAAUUGCUGUAGAUCACAACCAGAUGUUCCAAUAUUUUAUUACAGUUGUGCCAACAAAACUACACACGUAUAAAAUUUCAGCAGACACCCAUCAGUUUUCUGUGACAGAAAGGGAACGUGUCAUUAACCAUGCUGCAGGCAGCCAUGGAGUCUCUGGGAUAUUUAUGAAAUAUGAUCUCAGUUCUCUUAUGGUGACAGUCACUGAGGAGCAUAUGCCAUUCUGGCAGUUUUUUGUAAGACUCUGUGGAAUUGUUGGAGGAAUCUUCUCAACAACAGGCAUGUUACAUGGAAUUGGAAAAUUUAUUGUUGAAAUAAUUUACUGUCGUUUCAGAGUUGCAUCCUACAAACCCGUCAGUUCUGUCCCCUUUGAGGAUGGCCACACAGACAACCACUUACCUCUUUUAGAAAAUAAUACACAUUAGCACCUCCCAAGGGAAGGAGAAAAACUUUUUGCCUGAGACAUAAAACCUUUUUUAAUAAAUAAAAUAUGUGCAAUAUAUUCAAAGAAAAGAAAAUAUGAACGAGAAGCAGGAAUCACACCUAGGAAAAUACAGAAAAGAAACCCAAACUGAAAUCUAUAUAUGUUGUGUCUGUUACAAAUGUCCUAGAAGAAAUUAUGCAGCUGAUCAGUGAAUAAGCCCAACUGGAGGACUGCUUUGAAGAUGACACCUGAGGUUUUCACAGCAAAUGGGCAGUAUCAAAAUGAGACCUUGCUUUUUGGUGACAAACAUCUUGCCUGAAGAGAAGAAGUCAAACCACAUCUAAAGAAAAAGUCAGUGAUACAAAGUGCAAAUGUUUGCGUCCUUUUGUUUUUAAAAGAUAUGAUGUCAGAAUAAAAUAUGUAAAACAUAUGGAAAACUAGUCUAGACUUUAAAAAGUUGUGAUCAGGUCACAUUGUUAAUAAAGGAAAACAGGGAUGGGUCCCUAUGUUAUAGCCAUAUUAAUGUUAAGCCAUUAUGAUAAGACCAUUUAUCCAAUAAUUUGGUCUUAUGAAGGUAACUGCUUUUCUUUAAACUCUGGCUAUUGACUUUUCUAACUGUUCAGGGCAGGGUCGUGGAAGACUAAGGUGAAUUCCCACAGGGGCAGGUACAAAGGUGCUAUACUGUGUAAUAGGUAUCAUUCACAAAUUGUAUAGUGGGCUCUUAUACAGGGAGAAGAAAGCACAUUUUUUAAAAAGAUACUAAGUUUCCUAAUCUAAUCCUUAUUGGUAUACUUUGGGAGUGGGGUGUGGGGUGAGUAAUAAAAAGAUCCACUACUGAUGAUGAAAAUCAUCAGUUUGUAAACUAUUAAGAGGAAAAAUAGAAUAUUUUAUAUGUGUUGUGGUGAGUGGGCAACAGGGUAACUUUAAGUAAAAUGGAAGCGUGAGGCAAAUAUUUAAGUGAAACAAGAUAAUGUCAGAUCUGAGGGAUUCUUAUACUAAUCAAUGUCCGUUAAACUGUAAAACUGGAUUAUGAAAGCAGUAUCUGCAUUCAGAGUGUGCUGAGUGUGAUUGAUUCUGUAUUAGAUUGUGUUGUUCUAACUUUCUUACUAUCUAAGGGUUGAUUUUAAAUUUCCAGACUAUAAAAGAUUAAAAGUAAUGAGAGAGAGAUAUCGCUCCGGUGCCAUUAAAAUCUAUAUUUGGAAUAAG
Messenger RNA from Equus quagga, 2459 nucleotides. It is a transcript of the gene ERGIC2, whose product is annotated as ERGIC and golgi 2. Lineage: Eukaryota; Metazoa; Chordata; Mammalia; Perissodactyla; Equidae. The coding region runs from base 121 to 1254 and encodes 377 amino acids. The transcript has 14 exons. Gene Ontology annotation, cellular component: membrane; endoplasmic reticulum; COPII-coated ER to Golgi transport vesicle. The record is from RefSeq and is a predicted model, not a curated record. Gene Ontology annotation, biological process: retrograde vesicle-mediated transport, Golgi to endoplasmic reticulum; endoplasmic reticulum to Golgi vesicle-mediated transport.